Messenger RNA from Fusarium redolens, 351 nucleotides. RefSeq lists its product as uncharacterized. Bases 1 to 351 code for a protein of 116 amino acids. Gene Ontology annotation, biological process: regulation of DNA-templated transcription. NCBI's taxonomy places the organism in Eukaryota, Fungi, Ascomycota, Sordariomycetes, Hypocreales, Nectriaceae. The transcript has 2 exons. Gene Ontology annotation, molecular function: DNA-binding transcription factor activity, RNA polymerase II-specific; zinc ion binding. The record is from RefSeq and is a predicted model, not a curated record.
AUGGAUUCGGAACCGAAGAAGGCGAGCAAGAGAGUGCUGUCAUGUGUGCUCUGCCAACAAAGGAAAAAGAAAUGCGAUCGGAAGAGUCCGUGUUCAAAUUGCAUAAGGCUCAAAACAGUCUGCACUCCAAGUUUACCAGCUCCGCCAAGGAAGCGCAGACGUCCGAAUCAAGAUCUUCUGGAAAGGCUUGCGAGAUGUGAAGAACUUCUCAGGCAUUGUACUUGUAUAAGGCUUCCAACACCAGAGCAUAGCCCGCCAAAUCAACGCGAACAAUCACCUCUGAGCUUACACGACGGCGAUGAUUUGAAAAGGAAGAGAAGCAGAGAGACUUCGCCUACAGAAGCAGAUUGA